This is a messenger RNA of Nicotiana tabacum (common tobacco), 2107 nucleotides long. Lineage: Eukaryota; Viridiplantae; Streptophyta; Magnoliopsida; Solanales; Solanaceae. The record is from RefSeq and is a predicted model, not a curated record.
ACAGAACCGAAGUCAUCUAAAGUGUUUAUUGAACCCUGGCCGUUCUCUAUCUCAAUGUAAAAACUAAAAACACAAACCAUUGAAAUUUCAAGAGCCAUUCUCUUGAGAAUUCAACUAAAUUUCAUGCAAUCCAACUUGUAUCCGUCCAGUAGAGUUCGUUCUUGUUUCUCAUGGAAUCCCCAUAUCCCCUCGCCCAAAAUAGCCAUAGGCAAUAACCUCAACUCCUCUAUAAACUUUCAAGAACAAAGGCUAAGUAAAAAUAUCUGUUCUUUUUCAUGGAUUCCAGACAAACCCCACAUCCCCAAGCCCAAAACAGACAUACCCAAUAAACCCAAAACCUCCAUAACCCCACCAGCUGUUACAAAAUCUCUAGAAACUUCAUUAAAUUUUGGAGAAGAAAAGUUGAAUAAUAAGCAAGAAAUACCCAAUGUCCCAUAUUAUCUUCCAAUCUUGGUUCGAAACUCAGAUAAUCUUUGUAGGUAUAUUUGGGAUGGGAAUGACUUAAAAUUGGUCCCUGUUGAUGGGAAUGCUUUUACUCUAUCUGAUUUCUACUGUAAUUUUGAAGAUACAGUUCAAAAGUUGGUCAGAAUUUGUGUUUUGGCUAUAAGGAAUUUUUUUCUUCCAAGGAAAGUUAGUAGUAAUUACCUUGAAUACGUGAAGUGGAAGUUUGUUCAUCGUGUUUCCAGUUCUGCUCUCCAAGUUUUUGCCACCCAGGCUAUGUUGCGGGCAAUUGGAAUAGGGAACUCCCGUUCACUUCAAUCAGCUGUUGCACUAAAUUGGGUCCUGAAAGAUGGUCUUGGACGGUUGAGCAGGUGCAUCUACACUGCUAGCCUAGCCUCUUCUUUUGAUACCAAUCUUAAGAGAGUAAGGUUCUAUACGUCUGUUCUCUUCAGUUUGAGCAUUGGAGUUGAAUUGUUGACUCCUGUAUUCCCACAAUACUUUUUGAUGCUUGCAUCAAUUGCCAACAUCGCCAAACAAAUAAGCCUUGCCUGUUACCUGGCAACUCUUACGGCCGUGCAUAGAAGCUUUGCAAUUGCCGAUAAUCUUGGUGAGGUUUCUGCAAAAGAACAGAUUCAAACAGUGUGCUUCGAUAAUCUUGGUCUUGCACUUGCUGCAGCCUUAAAUAUACUAUUUGCUAAUAAUCCAAGUUUACAAGCAGGUCUACCAUAUGUGGUGUACCCAAUCUUGUCAGUGCUUGACCUAUUUGGUAUAUAUCAAGGACUAAAGCAUGUGCAUCUGCAAACAUUAACUAAGGAUAGGCUUGAGAUCAUUAUAAGCACAUGGAUUCAACAAGGAUUUGUCCCAUCACCUGCAGAGGUGAGUAAACGGGAGGGUAUUGGCUUAUCUUGGAGCAGAGGCAGGAAGCCAUGGUCUGUCAGCAUUGGUUAUGUAAAUCCUAAACCUUGCACAGCAAAGCUAUCUGCGACUACGAUGGAAUCUUUGACUAAUGAAGACUUUUAUUUCCUGAGCCCGGAGAGCUUGACUAGUGAAUCGAAAAGGAAUCAGGAGUAUGAUGUCCUACUUUCUCUGCGGGAAGGGGCUGGCACUACAGAUGUGAUCAGGGGCAUAUUGCAUGCAAGUUAUGUCCGGAAGGAUAUAGAAGAUUGCGGUAGUUCCAGUGCAGUUCUCGAGCAAUGGUUUAACCUGGUUGAAGAUGGUAUGAGAUUAACAGAACAAAAUAUGAGCCUGUUGUAUGAGCAAAUGCUGUCGUUGGGGUGGGCAUGUAAGAAUAUUCUUUUGAGCAAGCAGGAGCAAGCACACUAUAUAUGGUAAGCAAUGUUGUCAUUCUUCGGCCUAUGGUAGAAGAAAGUGAAUAAAAGGUCAAAGAAACUAAGGGCAUUUCGUCCUUUCAGAGAUUGUCGAUCCUUGUGCUUGUAUAUAAUCCAUUUUUUUGGCAUCCCUCAAAUGAAAAGAGUUGCCUUGUACAAGUCUGUUAGCACUGGUGUUCAGUUUCCUGCCUGCAGAGGUGGGGAGAGAUGAGGGUUGGAGCAGGGAGGGGGGAAAGAGAAGAGAUUUAAGUGUUGUACAAUCUUUGAAUGGCUUUCUCCGUGUUGUGUAUUUAACUGAUUAAGGUUAAACUUGUUAUCCAUAACUUUUUCCUCAUUCA